Parastagonospora nodorum SN15 is the source of this 1657-nucleotide messenger RNA. RefSeq lists its product as hypothetical. Gene Ontology annotation, cellular component: cytoplasm; nucleus. The record is from RefSeq and is a predicted model, not a curated record. NCBI's taxonomy places the organism in Eukaryota, Fungi, Ascomycota, Dothideomycetes, Pleosporales, Phaeosphaeriaceae. Bases 1 to 1299 code for a protein of 432 amino acids. The transcript has 2 exons. Gene Ontology annotation, molecular function: RNA polymerase II cis-regulatory region sequence-specific DNA binding.
AUGUCAUCCAACACCUCGCACCUGGGUUUUAACAACCUCCUCAACCCUGAGUCCGCCACUGAACACCACCAAAACCAACACUCUGCCACAUCUAACACCAACAACGCCUCCAUGGCUACCGCUUCCGUGAGUCUCAUGGCUCCGCUGCUCCAAAACUCCACCCAGCAAGGACACGAUGAGCCUCGCCAGGACCUGCCCAGGCCCUACAAGUGCCCUCUCUGUGACAAGGCCUUUCACCGUCUUGAACACCAGACUCGCCACAUCCGCACCCACACAGGAGAGAAGCCUCACGCCUGUACUUUCCCCGGUUGCACAAAGCGCUUCUCCCGCUCAGACGAACUCACUCGUCACUCGAGGAUACACAACAACCCAAACUCACGGAGAGGCAAAGGCCAGCAUGCCGCUGCCCACCAGGCCGCUGUCGCCGCCGUCCAGGCUGGCCUAAUGGAGCCUGGCAAUGGCCUUGCCCACAUGAUGCCUCCUCCAUCCAAGCCUAUUUCUCGCAGUGCACCCAGCUCCAACAUUGGCUCGCCCAAUGUCUCGCCUCCCCACUCGUUUUCCAACUACUCACCUAACAUGGGCAACGAUCUUGCAGCGUAUCGCCACGGAGGCCACAGCAGCAACAGCAGUAGCAACACCAGCCCGAACGGUCUUUCAAGAAACAUGGACUUGCUUGCCGAUGCUGCUUCAAGACUUGAGCAACGACCGAGCCACCACUCGCACUCCAGCAGGCACAUUACGAGCGGAUACCAUCCUUACAACCACCGCUUGCCGGGUCUCUCGCAGUACGCAUACUCGUCACAGCCAAUGUCAAGAUCGCACUCCCAUGAGGACGACGACCAGUAUUCGCACAGGAUGACGAAGAAGUCACGACCAGGCUCGCCCAUGUCCACUGCGCCCCCUUCACCAACAUUCUCGCAUGAUUCCGCCAGCCCCACACCAGACCACACCCCCCUUGCAACUCCUGCGCAUUCGCCCCGCCUCCGACCUCAUGGAUUCGCCGACUUGCAAUUGCCGCAUCUGCGUCAUUUGAGUCUCAACCAGAGCUUUGUGCCUGCCCUUGCCCCAAUGGAGCCUUCCACUGACCGCGAGGAGCGUUAUGUUGCGCCCCAAUCGUCGGGUCUGCGCAUUGGAGACAUCAUUUCAAGAUCUGAGGGCGCACAGCGCAAGCUGCCCGUGCCACUUCCCAAGGUCGCCGUUCAGGAUCUCCUCAACGGUCCUUCAGCAAGUGGCUUCUCGUCCGGAAACUCGUCUUCGACUCCGUCGUUAGCUGGCGAAGACCUCACCCAUCGCAUGUAAAGCACACUCUCCAACUCAGCAUACAUUGGCGUUCUGGAAGCAUUUCAUGAUUUAUGUUUUAGCGAAGCGUUGAAUUCAUCAGGAUAGACACCACAUUACGAGGGGUAAUGCUUGCGGCAUAUGACCAUUUCAUUAUUUGAGGCUUUUUCCUGUUCCUAGGAAACACCGCUCAGUCACGGUAGACUUUGUUUCGCUCCAAUACCCCGCGGAUCCUGUUGAUGCGCAGUCUUGUAUAAGUUCCACUCAGUUUCCUGUUGGCUAGUAAGCCCCGGAGUGCAGGGAUGCCUGCUUAUUGGUAGGCAGACGGUUAGAUAAAGACCCUCACAUCAGCGCGUAAUCGAACCCAAUGUCAACUUUA